Molecule: messenger RNA, 555 nt
Organism: Necator americanus (New World hookworm)
Lineage: Eukaryota; Metazoa; Nematoda; Chromadorea; Rhabditida; Ancylostomatidae
Exons: 6
Coding region: 1-555 (184 amino acids)
Source: RefSeq, a predicted model, not a curated record
AUGACCGACCAGAAGGAAAAAAAGGACAGUUUUCAAGUAAAACCAUCGUCAUUUCUCUGUGGAUUUCUUCGGAUCAUAAUUUCAUCCAUCAUACUCAUUGCGUUUGCAUUUCUUUUCGUCCUCACCUAUGUUGCGCUCUCAGAAUAUCAUGGAGAACAAGCCAGUCGUGUUCAUGAGAUUCUCAAAAUAUCAGACAGGCAGAUCACUGAUGAUUUGCUUGAAAGCGUGCUUUGGGUUCUUGAUGGGACCGUAGUCUGCAUCUGUUUGUUCUUAAUUUUGGAGGAUGCAUACCUCGUGUAUGAGUUGAAUUGGAAACUGCAACAGCUGAACUCUGAAGCUUAUUUGUCAUUAAGAGAAGCAGUAAGAGUUGAUAAUCGUUACAUAAAAGAUGCUAUUGUGUUAGAAGCUCAAGAAGCUCAAGAGAUUAAUAAAGCAGCACACCAGACCAAGGAGAGGAGCCUCCCGACGACUCCGCAAAUGAGCACCCCUAACCAGGAAAUAGAUGUCGAAGCUAUUUCUACGCAAAAGAAAGGCGAAGAAAAGAAGAGAAAUUAA